Macadamia integrifolia is the source of this 1106-nucleotide messenger RNA. RefSeq names its product tetraspanin-3-like. The transcript has 2 exons. The record is from RefSeq and is a predicted model, not a curated record. Gene Ontology annotation, biological process: auxin-activated signaling pathway. Bases 147 to 1004 code for a protein of 285 amino acids. NCBI's taxonomy places the organism in Eukaryota, Viridiplantae, Streptophyta, Magnoliopsida, Proteales, Proteaceae. Gene Ontology annotation, cellular component: plasmodesma; plasma membrane.
UUCCCUCCAACCCCAAAAAAGAUCUGAAGAAAAAACAUAUCACCUGAGGAGAAGCCAUUAAUAGUUUGGUACAGUACAGAGAAUAAGAGUGAGAGGCUAGUGAGUAGAGAGAGAAAGAGAGAGUUAGAGAGAGAGAGGGAGAAGAAAUGAGGUUCAGCAACAGCUUGAUCGGACUAAUAAACUUCUUGACCUUCCUGUUAUCGAUCCCAAUACUUGGUGGAGGGAUAUGGCUGAGCAGCAAAGCCAACACCACCGAUUGUAUGAGGUUCCUCCAAUGGCCUCUCAUAAUCAUCGGCGUUUCUCUCAUGGUGGUGUCACUGGCUGGCUUCGCCGGCGCCUGCUACCGUAACACCUACCUUCUCCGCCUCUACCUUUUUGCCAUGUUCUUCAUCAUCGCGACUCUUAUUGGUUUCAUCAUCUUCGCUUACUCCGUUACCGAUAAGGGUUCCGGCCGAUCAGUGUUGAACAGAGGAUACCUGGAUUACUACCUUUCUGACUACUCCGGUUGGCUUAAGGACAGGGUUGAUCAAGAUAGCUACUGGUCUAAGAUCAGCUCAUGUAUUAGGGAUUCCCAUGUCUGUGCUAACAUGGGUUUGGAGAUUGGUGGGGUUCCUGAGACUGCUGAUAUGUUCUAUUACAGAAAGCUCACUCCUAUCCAAUCUGGUUGUUGCAAGCCACCUACAGAGUGUGGGUACGUGUACGUGAACGAGACGGUGUGGAACCAAGGAGGUGGAUUGGUAGAUAAUGACCCGGAUUGCUUGAGGUGGAGCAAUGACCAGACCCAGCUCUGCUACUACUGUGAUUCUUGCAAAGCAGGGGUUCUGGCCACCCUCAAGAAGAGCUGGAGGAAAGUUUCUGUCAUCAAUAUUGUGGUUCUCAUCCUCCUUGUCAUAUUCUAUGUCCUUGCGUAUGCUGCCUACAGGAACAACAAGAGGAUGGAUAAUGAUGAAGCUUACGGGUCAGCCCGUAUGACAAAGGCCCAACCCAGCAUGAUCCACUUCUAAAGAACCCCUUUUUUUUUUUUUUUUUAAUGGGUCUUGGAGAAUUAUGAAUGAACUUAUUUGGUUGUUUGUAAUUGUAUUCAGGAAGGCUAUAUGUUCUUUCAA